Messenger RNA from Knipowitschia caucasica, 591 nucleotides. The record is from the annotation of a GenBank genome assembly. Lineage: Eukaryota; Metazoa; Chordata; Actinopteri; Gobiiformes; Gobiidae.
AUGCAAAUGAGCCCAGUUCAGAGGAAUCAAUCACUCGUCACAUUCAGCAGCCCUUGUAUUUCUGCACAGAGACACGAGCUGCCAUCUCUCCUCCACCAGAGCGUCACCAACACCAGAGACGGGAUCACUGGACCAAACACAGCCACUCAGACGCUCGCUCCAAUGUACACCACAAAACAUGUGUACCAAGAGCACUAUCACAGCUAUCACAGCAGUCAAUCUGACUUUUUGAGGUUUUGGAACUCCACGUAUGAACUCAUAACUAUAAAACUGACGAAUGAAAAAGGCGGCAGUUCAAAUAAACACACCACAUACACACUGGAGCUCAGGCGCAUCAGAGCAUACGGAUUCAUGUCUAACGGCACAAGGGACCCUGAAAAACCUCCCCAGCAGAGCGGUGUCUUGUUAGGGAUGAGGAAUGGGGACGUGGGGGGUGCUACGGUGGUCAGGGGCAGAUGGGUGAAUCCGGAGACACCCAAAGACUACACACCCACAGUCGGACAGCCAGGGCCCAGAGAGCAGGGGGAACAGAGAGAGGGGAAGAGGGCAGUGUCUCCUGAGGCCUAUGUGCUUGGCUGCCACCGUGUGUAA